AGUUAGAAAAGUUAAUAAUAUUUCUCAAUAUGAAAAUAACAAAAAUGAUGAAAAUGCAGAAUAUAUAGGAUAUGUAGAAUAUGAUGAGGAAGAAAUAAUAGAUGCAGAUAAUGAAGAAAAGAUGAUGAAAAUGAAUAUAUUGAUUUUGAACCACAAGAAACAAACUGUUUUAAUAUAA
Messenger RNA from Entrophospora candida, 178 nucleotides. The record is from the annotation of a GenBank genome assembly. NCBI's taxonomy places the organism in Eukaryota, Fungi, Glomeromycota, Glomeromycetes, Entrophosporales, Entrophosporaceae.